Molecule: messenger RNA, 1821 nt
Organism: Myxocyprinus asiaticus (Chinese sucker)
Lineage: Eukaryota; Metazoa; Chordata; Actinopteri; Cypriniformes; Catostomidae
Product: ras-related protein Rab-21
Exons: 7
Coding region: 215-865 (216 amino acids)
Biological process (GO): Rab protein signal transduction
Molecular function (GO): GTPase activity; GTP binding
Source: RefSeq, a predicted model, not a curated record
CGUCACGGAGCGAAACGCCAUUAGACUGAUGAUCGCAGAGAUCCGUCAGGAGUGAAUCAGGUUUUAAUAGAGGGUAGGCGCAUAAAGUGCGUGUGAAGCGCACAUCAGCGAUUCUUUGGUGUAUUGCGUUCAUAAGCGAGUCUCUAUGGCUGCUGUGAUCGGUUAGAGGCUUGGAUCAGGCGUUGUAUUUCUGUCGGAGUUUUAGAGUUUGAGCAUGGCGGCGGCUGGAGGGAAGACGUACUCGUUCAAGGUGGUGUUGCUGGGGGAGGGAUGCGUCGGAAAAACAUCGUUGGUGCUGCGAUACUGCGAGAACAAAUUCAACGACAAGCACAUAACUACUCUACAGGCAUCAUUCCUCACAAAGAAGCUCAACAUCACAGGGAAGAGAGUAAAUCUGGCUAUAUGGGACACAGCUGGUCAGGAGCGUUUCCAUGCACUUGGACCCAUCUACUACAGAGACUCAAACGGAGCCAUUCUGGUGUAUGACGUCACAGAUGAGGACUCGUUUCAGAAGGUGAAAAAUUGGGUAAAAGAAUUAAAGAAAAUGUUGGGGAAUGAAAUCUGUUUAUGUAUAGUUGGCAAUAAAAUUGACCUGGACAAAGACAGACAUGUUUCGGUUGAAGAGGCAGAAGGGUAUGCAGAGUCAGUGGGUGCAAAACACUAUCACACAUCAGCCAAAUUAAACAAAGGAAUAGAGGAGCUGUUUCUGGACUUGUGUAAACGUAUGAUGGAGAGUGCUCAGGCAGAUGAGAGAUUGAGGGGGAACGGAGCGAAUCACACGAGCACACGAGCAAGAGGCGUUCAGAUCGUCGACGACGAACCACAAGCUGCCAUCGCCGCCGGAGGCUGCUGUUCAUCCGGCUAAACUCAAUGAACCCUUUUACCUGGGACUGAUAAUGCCCCGUUCUGUGUACAAACUGCCACUUGCCACAGCUACACACAUACGCUACAGUGCUGUCAUUUAACAGUUUGGUCCUUAGUGAAACAGUUGAUUUAAAAACUCUUGACUUUAGGGUAUGAAAAUGCCUGAUUGCCCCACACUGACGAUAAAUUCAUAUUAAUUACAAAACAAAUAGCUACCAAAUGCCCGGUCUUCUAAAACAAACAUACACUGAUAUAUUUCCCGAAUUAUCUGAUGCGUUUGCGCUUUUUCUUUUGCCAAGGUGUUGUGCAUGUAGAAUCUUUAAUAUCCUCGUUUUGUUUUACGUCAAAGAAAAAAAAAAAAGAGAAUCUUUAUUAUUUAAUAACUUAUUUACAAGUUAUAUCAAACAUCUACAUGUCUAAAGACCUUUGUACUUGUAUUAAUCAAUGGGCUUUUGUCAUUCUCAUACAGUCCCGUUCUGUCAUUCAAAUCUUCUGUAUCUUUCUUAAAAAUAAGAAAUUAAAAACCAUCUAGAACAUUUAAACUACUUGUAGAUUUUGUCUUUCUCUUUCUCUCGCUGAUUUACCACUAUAAUUUGGGGGUGGCGGGGGGGGGAUCAUGUUGUUUGCUUGCAAAAUUCCAAUAGGGAAAAAUAUUCAAUAUUGUGUACUUUUUCAAGCGAUCAAAAACAACACCGUGAAACAGAAAGGUGUUGGGUAUUCAUGUGGUAUGAAUGUACAGUUAAUUAUAACUGCUGUGGUUGACACUUAUUUUUGGAUUUGUGUUUUUUAACUGCUACUUUUACAAUGAAUGUUAAAUAUGUGGGUUUUUGUUUUCAAGCCCUAAAUAUUUGGACCGUUUGUUUAAAGUAUGAAUAGUUUCACAUCAUCACCUGUAACAUUGAGGUGCAGCUCUCAGCCGACUGUGCCUUUAAAUAAAACCGUCUAGAUUGACCAAUU